Molecule: messenger RNA, 2436 nt
Organism: Trypanosoma brucei brucei TREU927
Lineage: Eukaryota; Euglenozoa; Kinetoplastea; Trypanosomatida; Trypanosomatidae
Product: heat shock protein, putative
Exons: 1
Coding region: 1-2436 (811 amino acids)
Biological process (GO): protein folding
Cellular component (GO): cytosol; nucleus
Molecular function (GO): ATP binding; ATP-dependent protein folding chaperone
Source: RefSeq, a predicted model, not a curated record
AUGUCAGUCUUCGGUGUGGACUUUGGAAAUUUGAACACCACCGUCGCCAUCACCCGACACGGUGGUGUUGACAUCGUGACGAACGAAGUCAGCAAGCGUGAAACGACUACCAUCGCUUCGUUUGUUGACAAUGAACGUUUUAUCGGUGAACCGGGCCUGGACCGCUAUGUGCGCAAUUCCUCAAACACUAUUUUCUUGCUUAAGCGUUUCAUCGGCAUGUAUAUGGACGACCCCAGCCUUGAAUCUGAGAGGCGUUUUUUGACGUGCGCGAUAAAAGGUGAUGACAAGGGGCGGCUUAUGUUCGGCGUGAAUUACUGCGGAGAACUGACUUAUUUCUACCCAGAGCAAGUACUUGCAAUGAUGCUGCAGCGACUUCGCGGUUACGUCAACCUGGCAAGUUUGUCCGACUCAAAGGUUACAGUAGACUCUCGUGAAUGCGUGCUGACAGUUCCUUGUUACUAUACCGCUGAACAAAGGAAGUUGCUCAUGCAAGCGUGUGAGAUUGCUGGGUUAAACUGCCUUUCGCUCGUGAACGACACGACGGCAGCCGGCAUCGACUACGGCAUCUUCCGUGGCUCUUCGCUUGGAGAGACAGAAGACAAGGGGCAGGUAGUCGGUAUCCUUGAUAUGGGCUACGGCACCACGGUGUUUGCUGUUGCAUGCUUCUGGCGCGGUCAUCUGAAGUUGCUGAGCCGUACAUUUGACCGUCAUCUUGGAACACGGGACAUCGACUACAAACUCUUUGAGUAUAUGGCGGAAGAAGUGAAGAAGAAGUAUCACGUGGAUGUGAAGGAGAACAAAAGAGCGAGUCUCCGCCUUCUCCAGGCAUGCGAGCGCCUCAGAUAUCUUCUCUCAGGCAAUCAGGUUGCACAACUCAACGUGGAAAACCUCAUGGACGUUGACGUGAACAUUCCGUCAUUCCCGCGGUCCACACUUGAGGAACUCUCUGUUUGUCUUGUUGAACGGUUCAAGGCAGUGAUCAAGAAGGGGUUUGAGGAGUCCGGACUUUCUCCAGAUCAAUUCCACAGCAUUGAGAUGAUUGGCGGUGGCAGUCGUAUACCCAUGUUCAAAAGCGCAGCGGAGGAGUUACUGGGACGUGCGCCAAAUUUCACCCUUAACGCGUCUGAAACAGCGGCCCGUGGUGCAGCAAUUACCGCAGCUGUUUAUUCUCCCAAGUUCAAGGUACGUGAAUUUGUUGUGAGCGAUAUCCCAACGUAUCCCAUCAAGCUUGGAUACUACAUGGAAAACGCAAGUGCUGUAAGCCACGUGCCAUUUCUUCCGGACAUCAACAAGGUAGUGUCUGUACAAGGCACGGAUGACCAUUAUCCAAAGGUGCUGGAGAUCACUAUCAAGCGGCCCGGUGGUUUCAAGUUGUACGCCUUUUAUGACAGCGAGCACCCAAAAGUGAAGGCAUACUUGCCCCGCAAAGAUUUUGUCAUUGGUGAAUGGGAAAUCGGGACGCAGAGAAAAGAUUCCAACGCUACAGAAGUACGCGUGCGCGUGCGGCUGCUCCCCAACGGCCUUGUGUCAGUGGAAUCUGCCGUCUCAGUGGAGGUCUAUGAGGUGGAGGAACCCGCUGAUGCUGAGGAGGGGGGGAAGGGCGAGACCGCUAACGAGGAAGGAGAGCAGCCAGCAGAGAAGAAGCCAAUGGUGAAGAAGCAGAAGCAGCGCCGCGUGGAGCUGAGCGUUACUCCCCGCCUUGACGUCAUUGGUUUGACUGGCCAGGAGAUUGUGGAGUUCCAGAAGAAAGAGACAGAAAUGAACGAUCGAGACGCCCUGAUAACCAAGACGCGCGACAGCAAAAACGAACUGGAAAGCUAUAUCCUAGACAACCGCCCGCGAAUUGCCGAUGGAGGAAUCCUAUGCGAGUACGUCACAAAGGAGCAACAAGCAAAGUUCAUUCAACUGGCAAAUGAGUAUGAAAACUGGCUUUAUGAAGACGGUGCUGACGCAGAACUCAAUGUGUACCAAGAGCGCGUUAAGACUCUCCGUGCGAUCGCGGACGCAGCAAGUGACCGCCGCCGCAACUUCGAAGAUGUGGAGUUUGAACUUCCCACCUUCAAGCAGGAGGUGAACAAAGCAAAAAAUACAGCACUAGCAGCCAUUGGAAAGGAAGCGCACAUCACCGAAGAGGAACUACGAGGAGCGGCAGCCAAAUGCGACGAGGCUCUGGCGUGGGCAGAGAAUGAAAUGGAGAAAUAUCGUAAACAGCACAAAAGCGAGUCCCCGGUACUCACGUGUUCCACGUUGCGGGAGAAGCAGAAAGAAGUCGCCGAAGCGGUCCGUGCGGUUGUGAAGCGACCACCCCCACCGAAACCGAAGGAGGCCACGCCCGAGGCGAAAGAUGGGGAAACGGCUGCCGACGGUAAUGUGCCGCCUGAAGUGUCUCAGGCGGGAGACGGGGAGAAGCCCCCGUCGGAUGAUCAGCUUGACUAG